GCUAUACCCAUCCUCCUGUAUCUUUGCUCCUGCGAUUUCUCUCUCUCACACUCAUCAUCAGCAUUCAUCCAUCAUCAUCUUCUUCACCAGCAAACACAGAAUUCUCUCAUCAGCCUUGGCUUUUGACGAAUAAUACCCCCCCCUUCUCCAUCACAAAACAACACACAAGAAACCACCUAGUCAAGGAUUGCUCCGACAAUCCGUAAUAUCAUCAUCUCCUCCAAAAUGACUGGAUUCACCGCCGCCAACACCACCUACACUCUCAACAAUGGAGUGAGAAUCCCCGCCGUCGGAUUCGGUACCUUUGCCAACGAGGGUGCCAAGGGCGAGACCUACGCCGCCGUCAAGAAGGCCCUCGAGGUUGGGUACCGUCACCUCGACUGCGCGUGGUUCUACCAGAACGAGGACGAGGUCGGCCAGGCGCUUGCCGAGUUCCUUGAGAACCACAAGGACGUCAAGCGCGAGGACAUCUUCAUCUGCACCAAGGUGUGGAACCACCUGCACGAGCCCGAGGAUGUCAAGUGGAGCUUGCAGAACUCCCUCGAUAAGCUCAAGGUUGACUACGUCGACCUCUUCCUCAUCCACUGGCCCAUUGCCGCCGAGAAGGACGAGGCCACCAACAUGCCCAAGAUCGGCGCCGAUGGCAAGUACAUCAUCAAGAAGGAGCUCACCGAGAACCCCGAGCCAACAUGGCGGGCCAUGGAGGAUCUCGUGGAUGCCGGCAAGACGCGGUCCAUUGGUGUUUCCAACUGGACCAUCCCCGGCCUGCAGAAGCUCCUCAAGUUUGCUCGCAUCAAGCCGACCGUCAACCAGAUUGAAAUCCACCCCUUCCUCCCCAACACGGAGCUCGUCGAGUUCUGCUUCAAGAACCAGAUCAUCCCUACUGCCUACUCUCCUCUCGGCUCGCAGAACCAGGUCCCAUCGACGGGCGAGCGUGUCCGUGAUGACCCCACUCUCAAGGCCGUUGCUGAGCGCAGCGGGCACAACCUUGCCCAGGUGCUCCUGGCCUGGGGUCUCCGCAGAGGCUACGUCGUGCUCCCCAAGAGCUCGACCCCCUCGCGUAUCGAGAGCAACUUCCAGAUUCCCGUCCUCCGCGACGAGGACUUCAAGGCCAUCCAGGAGGUUGCCAAGGGCCGCCACUGCCGCUUCGUCAACAUGAAGGACACCUUUGGCUACGAUGUCUGGCCCGAGGAGUCCGACGGUCAGCUCAAGCAGGAGUAAAUGUUGUGUUGUGGAGUUUUUUGUCGAGACGAUUUAAUGACUGGGAUGCAGGCGGGUCAACGGGAACGGAACGAUUAGAGCGGUUGGAUAGCAAAAUUCCUUUGUAUUGGAUACCUUAGAAUGAUAGACAUCACUUGGUAGAUGGUCAAGCAAGCGGGUGGAUUAGUUGCUCUUCUCAUGUGUGGAAUUGGAACUAUUUUCGAGUAUCUGUGUGUUGAAUGUUCUAUUGUGAUUUGUGACGUCGUUAUUCAUGUUCAACCUCAGUUCUCAUCUCUUCAGUUUCAUUGCUUACAAAGUCCAAUCAAACGAACUGAAA
Molecule: messenger RNA, 1537 nt
Organism: Neurospora tetrasperma FGSC 2508
Lineage: Eukaryota; Fungi; Ascomycota; Sordariomycetes; Sordariales; Sordariaceae
Exons: 1
Coding region: 226-1221 (331 amino acids)
Cellular component (GO): cytosol
Molecular function (GO): aldose reductase (NADPH) activity
Source: RefSeq, a predicted model, not a curated record